CCUGCGAGGGCGUUGAAAAGGAGACGAUGCUUUAGUGCACCGGAGGUGAUGGACGCCAAGACGGAUCCCGGCUGCGGCUACGGCUCUAUUUGCUCCCUCAACUGCCUCUUGAAGGACGGCACAAUCCCGUCUGCAGCCACGUUAACAGGAGAGGCCUUGUUAGAUGUCAUGGACCUUAUUCACCUGAAGGAACUAAAUUAUCUGCAGGGGUUUUCUCUCACUUCCGGCUGUCUUGAGUUUUCUUAUUUUUUUUGCAUGGAUUUGUUAAAAGAGCAGAAUUUAACGCUGUACACCUACUGCCGUGCUCUUGCCCGAUGCAUAGAUUUGACGACGCGUGCGGUGAUGACCAUGAGGGUUCGAAGUGAUGAGGAGUUUAUUCCAUGGUUCAAGGCACUGGAUCCCGGGGAGGAUGUGACGGAGGAACAAAUAAUGAACGAACUGGAAGAGGCCGCAUGCAAGGCGGAGUCCGUCGCCAUUGCGGCAAGACUGCGGUGGCGGAAGCUUUUUCUCUCCAUUCUGAGCGGCUUUAUUCUUGGCAGUAAGAAGUCGGAUACGGAGAAGGCGUGUGCCACUUGCCAAGAGGCAUGCGAUCUUUUGGGUUCUGUUGAAUUUCGACGUGAGGCGGAGCCUGUGCAGGACGGCAGGUUCUUCCGUGAUGCGGAGGUAGGGUACUGGGCCAGCUCCUUCACUCCCACAAAACCGCUACCAUGCGCUCCUUUUGCGGAGGCCUUGCAGGCAUACAAAACUCUGUUAAGCCAACUUGCAUCACUAAAGGAUCUUUUCAUUCUGCCCUCGUUGCAGUGUAUCACGGAGUUUGUGGAGGCGUUGGGUGCACGGAAGCCACUGCUGCUUAUGAGAUCCGUAGCUGUCAUUUUGCUCUUUCGCCAUGACCCGAGUGAGUCGUUUCUGCAUGGCCCAUCGAUGCCGCAUCGCAUUCUGCAAGAGCUGGCGGAUGAGCAUGGUGCCCCGUUGUAUCUGAAAAUCUUUGCGGGCGAUGAGGAGAUGCUGGAGGGUGUGCUGAGGUACCGCAUCCAAAAAACUAUGGAUUCCUCGAAAAUUCCACCGGAUCAAUUAAUUUUCUUGCGGCAGCAAACCGUGGACGCCGUGCGUUCUUGGGCAGCUGAGAUGUCAAGGGUUUAUCUGGUUCACCUCGAGGCCAUGCUGUGUAACCGCGGCCUUGCCCAUCGUCGCCUCAUGAAUGCGUUGCCACAUUUGGGAUCUCUGCAGGAGUUGUCUUACACCACCGACAAAUCCGUUUUUCUUUCCCACAUCCCGUCCGCCUCUCCGGCACUGGAGGCGGAGGCGGCCAAACGCAUGCCGAUUCUUGCCAUUUACGUCAACCAACAUGUUCUCCAUGUCAUUCAGCUUCUUGUCUUACUGACGUUGGAGCUGAACCUCUUUACCCAGGCAGAGCUGAUUCCGGCUCUUUGGUACUGGAAUUUCACGCAGAGGGCGCAAAUUGAAAACCUUGGCUUGCUGACGCCUCCACCUGCCACCGUGAUUCCAGAGACACGCAUCAACCGCAGGACCAAGGUGCCGCUGUACAACCUCGCCCUCACGACACGCACCAGCGGACAUCCCGACACCGUGCGUCUCACGAUUCUUGAGGCCGAACGCAUGAUUGCCGAUGCCGUCUUUGUUGCAGCGUGCAUCAUGGAGGCGAAGGGUCUUAUUGACUUGACAAGCCCCGCGAAGCAUUCCUUCAUGACCGUGGAGAAUACAUUUAAUCAUCGCAUGAAAUGCCUUCAGCACAUUCGCAGUCCGCCCUUCACACCAUACGCCCGCUGCAUCGCUGCAAAACCCGACAUCAGCACGAAACAAAACGCCGACACGAGCACAGUCUUCCUUUAUGCUCAAAAGGCCAGUGAGAUUGCCGUAAACGCCGCGGAAAUACUGAAGCAGCUUAUAGCGUCAAAGGAACUUGACAAGGCACGAAAACGUGCCAUUCAAACGCAUGUGGAGAAUAUGGAAAGAACUGCCAGAGCGGUGGGCGCGUCAUUAGCUUCCUUUGCUACCGUCUGUGACAAUGAUGAGGCGCUGCAGGGCUAUAAAGUCAGCGUGGAGUACCCAUUUGAUCCCGCCAUGUUGUGCUUUACCUUCCGCAAGAAGGAAGCCAGGUAA
This is a messenger RNA of Trypanosoma cruzi, 2121 nucleotides long. RefSeq lists its product as uncharacterized. The record is from RefSeq and is a predicted model, not a curated record. Gene Ontology annotation, biological process: N-terminal peptidyl-methionine acetylation. NCBI's taxonomy places the organism in Eukaryota, Euglenozoa, Kinetoplastea, Trypanosomatida, Trypanosomatidae. The annotation marks the transcript as partial. Gene Ontology annotation, cellular component: NatC complex. The transcript has a single exon.